This is a messenger RNA of Ochotona curzoniae (black-lipped pika), 933 nucleotides long. Its product is annotated as olfactory receptor 5L1-like. The record is from RefSeq and is a predicted model, not a curated record. Gene Ontology annotation, biological process: G protein-coupled receptor signaling pathway; sensory perception of smell. The transcript is spliced from 2 exons. Gene Ontology annotation, cellular component: membrane. Bases 1 to 933 code for a protein of 310 amino acids. Gene Ontology annotation, molecular function: G protein-coupled receptor activity; olfactory receptor activity; odorant binding. Lineage: Eukaryota; Metazoa; Chordata; Mammalia; Lagomorpha; Ochotonidae.
AUGGAUCAGGAAAACUGCACGGCUGUGACGGAGUUCCUGCUCAUGGGAUUGUCAGAUGUGCCAGAGUUGAGAGGCCUUCUGUUUCUGAUAUUUCUUCUCAUCUAUGGAGUCACAGUUGUGGCCAACCUUGGCAUGAUUGCACUGAUCCAAGCCAGCUCUCAACUUCACAUGCCCAUGUACUUUUUUCUCAGCCAUUUGUCUUUCGUGGAUCUCUGCUAUUCCUCCAUCAUUGUCCCGAAGAUGUUGGCUAACAUCCUCACCAAGGACAAAGCCAUCUCCCUCCUUGGCUGCAUGGUGCAAUUCUACUUAUUUUGCACGUGUGUGGUCACUGAGGUCUUCCUGCUGGCGGUGAUGGCCUAUGACCGCUUUGUGGCCAUCUGCAACCCCUUGCUCUACACGGUCAUUAUGUCUCAGAAGAUCCGUGUAGAGCUGGUUUCUGGCUGCUAUCUCUGUGCCUCAGUAUGCUCUCUGAUUCACUUGGGCUUAGCUUUUAAGAUCCCAUCUUAUAAGUCCAAUGUGAUUAAUCAUUUCUUCUGCGAUCUACCCCCUCUUUUAAAUCUUGCUUGUGCUGAUGUCACUGUAAAUGGAGUGCUACUGUUCAUUGUGGCCACAUUCAAUGAGACUGUCACUAUUGUGAUCAUCCUCACCUCCUACUUGUUCAUUCUCAUCACCAUCCUGAGGAUGCGUUCUGCAGAGGGAAGACACAAAGCAUUUUCCACCUGUGCCUCCCACCUCACAGCCAUUGUUGUCUUCCAUGGAACAAUCCUGUCCAUUUAUUGCCGGCCCAGUUCAAGCAGCGAGGAGGAUGUUGACAAAGUGUCCGCGAUAUUCUACACAGUAGUGAUCCCCAUGCUCAACCCCUUGAUCUACAGCCUUAGAAACAAAGAUGUGAAGGAAGCUCUCGGGAAAUUAAUGGGCUCCAAAAGAAAUUAA